CCCUGCGAAGGGGCGCUUUUUUUUGGGAAACGGAGUAACAUAUGGACCUUACAUAUUUUUUAAAUAUUGAACGGCGUUUGUCCGUAAGAGAACAGUUGGAUGAAGUGCGGGGGCUACGUCAGGGAUCCUUCAAAACUUCAGAAUGACCGGGGGGACACUGCCAUUCCUGCAGGUGAAUCUCUUGUGUGUUUCUCCUGCUGCCUGAGUGGAGAUGGUUUACAGGGCUUUGCUUUGGGUGAUGUGUAUCCACACUUUUGUGGCCUCUGGUCCGCCAAGAUGUCCCUCCACGUCCCCCCAGGACGUGGACUUCUCCAUCAGGUAUGUCCUGCCCCAUUUCCAGGCAGAGGGCUCCAUACAGAACAUCGUGAUUAAUUCCCAGUUCCAUGAGAUUUACGUUGCCUCUCGGAAUGUGAUCGAGGCCGUAAAUGUGACCCUGGGAAAAUUAUGGGAGUUUCGAACUGGUCCCGUGGGAAGCCCACAGUGCAGAGUUUGUUCCCUGUGCCACAUGGAGAGAGAUCCGAGUCAGCCGGAGGACACGGACAAUCAGGUCUUGCUGUUGGACAUGUUUUACAUGAUUUUAUAUACAUGUGGGAGCUCUCAGUAUGGUGUCUGUUAUUUACAUGAACUUAUCAAGAACAAGCGCCCUGCUAUUUCCAAGUGUAUGUUUAGGAAAGAGUCCAACUCCCCCCACCACUGUCCAGACUGUGUUGCCAGUCCCCUUGGCACAAAGGUUGCCAUGGUGGAGGAGGGACAGACGGUGUAUUUCUUUGUGGCUGCGACCGUCGACCGCAAUAUGACACAGAGUUAUGGCAAGCAGUCCAUAUCCGUACGCCGGCCGCUAGCGACAGAGGAUGGCUUCUACAGUGACAUGCAGGGGCUGACGGUUCUGCCAGAUCUUCGCUCCACAUAUCCCAUUCGAUACGUCUACAGCUUCUUCACACAGGAGUUUGUGUACUUCCUAUCCGUGCAGCGUGAGAGUCCCUUCCAGGAGGGCUCACCGCUGCAGACCCGGCUGGCGCGGCUGCCUCGUACCGAGUGGGAGAUGAAGCGUUACCGCGAGCUCGUGCUGGAAUGCCGCUUCGAGCCCAAGCGGCGGCGCAAACGAGGCAGCGAUGAGGUCUUCCGGGACGUAGUGUACAACGUAUUGCUGGCGGCCCACUUCGGAAAGGCUGGAAAAGAGCUGGCUGAUGAGCUCGGCACCGAGGAGGAGGACGACAUCUUGUAUGGGGUGUUUGCCGUGACUAGUGAAUCCGGGGAGUCUGAGCAUGACUCCGCCCUCUGCGCCUUCCCUAUGGAUAACGUCAACAUCGCCAUCGACAAGGGAGUGGAUGCAUGCUGCACGUCCGGCCCCGAGCAGCUGUCCAGGGGCCUCUGCUACUUCCAGUCCUGUGAGAACUGCCCACAUGAGAGUAUGGAGAACAGCGCCUCCUGCAGGGACCAGCCCACCAUGGUGUCCAAGCCCUACUACAGGGUGGACCUCUUCAACAGACAGAUGCGGGGUGUCCUGCUCACCUCCCUGCUGGUGACCACUAUAGAGAACCAAACAGUGGCUCACAUCGGGACCUCGGACGGGCGACUCCUGCAGGUCAUCUUGAGACGAUCCAGUCCUGUCAUCUUCGCUAAUUACUCCCUAGUGGAAAACCAAAGUGUUUCCCCGAUUGCUGCUGUCUAUUCUUCUGAAUAUCUGCUCUUUGUAGUUGGAAACAAGAUGAUCCAAGUACCCCAGAGAGGACCAGGCUGUCGCCAUUUCUUGACCUGCAGCAUGUGCUUGAAAGCACCAGCCUUUAUGGGGUGUGGCUGGUGUUCGGGACAGUGCUCCUGGGAGGCUGAGUGCACCACCACCUGGAGGAAGGAGUCCUGUCCUCCUGUCAUCAGCGAGUUCUUCCCAAAGUCGGCACCCCCUGAUGGCAAUACAGAACUCACCCUGUGUGGCUGGGAGUUCCAGUCUCCUCUGCGACCCCCCAUUAAUCGUAGGACUCACAUGGUUAAAGUGGGACAGAAUAACUGUUCUGUCCAGCCAGAGAAAAGCAACAGCAGACGAUUGGUGUGUAGGAUUCAGUCUGGAGUUACUGACCUGUUCCAGCCUGUUGCCAUCACGGUUCAAGUAUACGAAGGGAAGGUGGAAGGACUUUAUUCCAUCAACGGAGAAGCAGUGAUGGAAGGAUUCAGCUUUGUGGUGCCUGAGAUCACAAACAUUCUGCCAGACUAUGGUCCUCGCGAUGGGGGUACCCACGUCACGGUGACUGGGAAUCACCUGUAUGCUGGAAGGACCAGAAGAGUCAGUCUCGGUGAUGAAGACUGCCCAUUAAUAAAGUCUCAAGGAGAAGCCAGGGGAUCCGUGUCGACAAUAGUCUGCCUCUCCAAGAGGGUGACACGGGUACAGGACACGAUCCUGAGGGUGUAUAUUGAUGAAUCGCCAGUACGCACAACCCGAGUUUUCCACUACAAAGAGUCACCAGAGAUCACAGAGGUACUUCCAUUCUGCAGCUUUGACAGAGGUUCUCAAAUCACUAUCAAGGGUCAGAAUCUCGAUUCUGUCUACAAGACUGUUAUUCAGUUUAGACCCAGAGAGACCCACUUGAAGCCUGUCUUUAAGGAAUGCAUUAGCAGGGCAAACAAGACACAGAUGGUCUGCCGGGCUCCUCCUUUCCACCGAGAUGAGUCAGAAGAGGGAGUGAUCUCCUUCGACAUGGAUGGCGCCUUGGGGCUUUGGAACAAGGAGUUCUCGUACCACCCUUAUGCAGAGCCCAUCCCGUUUGAGAAUGAAGGCAACAUCCUGCGACUGGCCUCUGGCGAGGAUGAGGUCUCACUGCAUCACAAGCGGUUGAACCUGGUAAGCUCCUGCAUGAAGAUCACCAUGACUGUGGGAGGAGUCGAUUGCAACGCCCAGGUGUUGGAUAAUGAAAUCACCUGCAGGAUCCCUAAAAACCUGACGUUCCCCAGUGAAGGGUUACCAGUACGGAUUUCUGUGAAUGGACAGAUGCUAGACAUGGGUUGUGUGGUCAGGGUCAAUAACCACUCCAUGGUGGGUGUCGUGCUGGGCAUCCUCUGCGCGCUCGUCAUUGGAGCUGUGUUGGCAUUUCUCAUCAUGAAGCACCUGAGGAGGAAGAAGAAAAAAGUCUCCACGCUGGAGAACCACCUGUCCCAUUACUCAAGCGGCCAGAACCAAAUGGGCAACAAUGUCGAAAUGUCUCCUGUAGGUGACUACAGGCAAGAGUGGUCCAUCCCUGGCAGUCUGAGCUCAGGGUCAGCACUGGCGUUCCCUGGUUUGCCCUACGCUGCCAAUAUCGAGAGCCCACUGGCACCUCUCCUGCCCCCGGAGAAGAUCUCCCUCUCCAGCUUCAGACCGAAGUUGCUGGAGGAGGUGAAGGACGUCCUCAUCCCUGCCGAGAUGCUCAACGUCCAUCUUCAUCGGAUCAUCGGAAAAGGUCACUUUGGAACAGUAUACCAUGGCUAUCUGACUGACCAAAGCAACAGAGAGAUCCACUGUGCAGUGAAGUCGUUAAAUAGGAUCACUGACGUGGAGGAGGUAGAGCAGUUCCUGCGAGAAGGUAUCCUGAUGAAGGAGUUCCACCACAGCAACGUGCUGUCGCUCCUGGGCAUCCUGCUCCCCCCGGACGGCUUACCCCUGGUGGUGCUGCCUUACAUGAAGCACGGCGACCUGCGUCACUUCAUCCGCUGCGAAAACAGGAAUCCCACAGUGAAAGAUCUAAUUGGCUUUGGGGUCCAGGUUGCCAAGGGGAUGGAGUACUUGGCUCAGAAGAAAUUUGUGCACAGGGACCUGGCAGCCCGCAAUUGCAUGUUGGAUGAGUCAUACACUGUGAAGGUAGCUGACUUCGGCAUGGCACGGGAUGUCUUUGAUAAGGAGUAUUACAGUAUCCAGGACCACCGGAAAGCAAAGCUGCCUGUCAAGUGGAUGGCCAUCGAAAGCCUGCAAACACAGAAGUUCACCACCAAGUCAGACGUGUGGUCCUUCGGAGUAUUAAUGUGGGAGAUGCUGACGAGAGGAGCAAGUCCAUACCCAGAGAUAGACCCCUAUGACAUCACACAUUACCUGCUGAAGGGGAGGAGACUACCCCAGCCACAAUACUGCCCCGAUCCCUUGUUUACCAUCAUGCUGCAGUGCUGGGACCCUGACCCAGACCCCAGACCCACCUUCGCCUCCCUUGUCUCAGAGAUACUGGACAUCCUCUCUAACCUGGAGGGUGAGCACUACAUCAGCCUUAACGUGACCUAUGUUAAUCUGGACCAACCACGCCCCUACCCAGCACUUACGGAGUGCGCUGACGAGUCUGACUCUUUUGACCCGGAGCACUCAGAUGCAAACUGCCUUUAAAGGCAUGGGAUAGGAAGUGGGGGAGGGGGGGGGGACAGAUGGCAGUUUUCAGCGGAUAUGAGAUGCUGUUGCCCAGUGCGGUGGGACAGUCAUGAAGACGACUGAAAGCUCCGCAUCACGCAUUGUCUCCGGAGAGAAUUCUCUUUCUUUAACGAGAGGACAAUCUGCAGUCUUUAUAACCAGCCUUCAAGACGGAGGAAAUGCACUCAGCCUGCAUAUGCCUGAGGCCCUGUGACAGUUUUGUCAAGGCGGCUGUCUGCAAGCCUCUCAGCUACAUUGUUUGGAGAAGCUCCAUUAAAACGCACACGGCCUGGUUGUUUUCCUCUUUGUGAGAAAAACAAACCGGAAGGCAAGCAACACAUUUGUUAGCACAGUCAGAAUAAUGUCUUAUCUGAAUAUCUAUAUAUACACAGUAGACAGAGGCAGUACUAUAAUCAUAUAAUAAUGAUAAAUGUACAGUAGACAGCCAUAGAGCUGUAAGUACAAUCAGAUGAAUACCUCACUUUAAAAUAUAUAUAUACUUGCGUAUUCAGAUUGUAUAUUUUGGAUCAUAAAUUUGAGAAUAAUUGAGUUUUAUAUUUUAAAAAUACAAAGUUAUAUUUGUCUACUGUGUCACUUAUUUUAAUAAUAGAUAUGACUGGAUUUAUUACUUGUUUUUAUGGCCUAUUAAAAUGCUGCUAUUAUCUGAUUUACGCUAGCUAGCUAUAAGCAGUAGACACAGGCAAACCUCACUGCAGUCAUAUGGAUGGAUAAAAAGAUGGUGAUGUCAGCGAUCAGCUGGAAGACUGGGAGAAACACUUCAGCUCACUUCUGAUCUCAUCGGCUCAGUCGUCUCAUACGCUCAUGCUCAAGCAGGUCACAUUCCUCGCCAGUGUGCCAAUAAAGGGCAUGUGACUCUCAUUUCCGCCAGCAGGUGUCAGAAUAACAUGAAAUUACGCCUUCGCCAAUAGCGUAUUAAAUCAUGAAAAAUGGACCCAGUCCCUACAGUAAAAGUACAGCUGCUUCAUCAGACACUAAAAUACCAAGCUAAUCCCCACUGCAAUGUAUUUCCACUUCAUUAGAAAGAGAAAGUGGGGCUGAUUUGGAUGGAGAGGAUGCUUCUUCUUGGAGCCAUUAUGAAGCAGGUUUAAGUUGCAUUAAUGACGUUAGACUGGUUUUAAUCUUUCAAAUUCCACUAAUUAAGACCUGGCUCCAAUCUCUGGAUCUGUCACCUGUUCCUGAAAGUAAAAGGCCUCAUAGGACUUGGCGUGGUGCACGUUGCUGAACAGUCAUUUAAAAGGCCAACCCAGCAUCUGUCACCGGCAAUGUUUUGUUUAAGGGCAACCAGAAGGGGGCACUCUUCACAGUGCUAGUUUACUUUUUUCACAUUUUCCUUGCUUCAGCUCUUCACCGAUCAGAAAUUACAGUCUGAAAAAAAAAAAAAACAAAGCAAACUACGUAUAUUCUGCAAAUACUAUUUACAUGCAUGUUCCAAAAUCAAACCUAAAUUGAUGCCCCUAAAUUUGGAGAUAAUCUCUUUACAAUUCAGGCACUAGGGAAAUCAUGUCAAUCACUGGGAUUCAAAGAUAUUUGUUUAAAUGGUUUUCAUUUAAAGAGAAAUUUCAUUCAAAAUUAUCUCUAGGUUUUAUUAAUCAACUAACAGUGUCCCCUGUGAUUCUGCUGAGCGGACAUGUAACCCAUCCAUCAACUGUGAGUCGCUUUGGCUAUAAGCAUCACAUAAGUGAAUGUAAUGUAAUGUCAGUGUUGAGCAGUUGGAAGUUGGGUGGACAAUCAUCAUUAUAUCAGAGAAAAAUUAGACACAUGCAUUAAAUGGUUUUUUUAUUUAAAUUCCAGCGCUCACGUUUCUUAUGGAUUUCUGCCACAGAGUGUGUGGUAAUUAUUCUCCAGCUAUACCUUUGGUUUGUUUCUUCAUCGACAGACAACCUGACUACUGCAGAUGCAUCUACAUACAUGCAAAAACAUAUAAAGCUGCUGAGCCGUCCUGUAUUUUAAUGAAAUGUCAAUCGUUUGUCUUAAACCGUUGCUUUUCCUGCCGAAGGACGCAGUACCAGCCUCCCAAACAGGUCAGGAAAUACUUCUUUCUCGUUGGCCAUUGACUUUAGCUCAUUAUGAGGUGUGUGUAUACAUUCUCAGGCCAGCUGGGAGAUAUAAUCCCCCCCCAGCUUGCCUGUGGUGUACCCUGGGGCUUCUGCCCUGUAGGACGAGACUGGAACAGCACCCACGGGAUUUGACCUGGUGACAUCCUUAUUAGAUGCUUGGACCACUUCAGCAGAUUCCUCUCAAUCUGAAGCAGCUCUCUUUCAAAUUUCCACCCCGAAGCCCCAGAUCUCCAAGCUCCUCACUCUGCUAGAGAGAGAGAGUCCAGCAUCCUGCAUGUAUUUUGCAUUUAAUGCAAUUCUGCAUCAUUUAGUCAAUGUCAAUGUAGUAAGUGGCUAAUGAGUUGUUUUAUAAUACUGUGUAAUUCCUUUACUAUAUAAAUGAGAAUAACAGACAACAACCUGCAAAAAGGGUAUUAAUACUUUUGUACUCUGUAUAAUUUUUUGAAUUUCAUAAUUGGGAUCAAUAAAAUAUAUCUAUGAAAUGUAAUCCACCAGAAACAAAUGAUUUGCCAACAUUGUCAAGGGAUGAAGAUGCACACUGCCAAAGUUCCUUACAAAUUGUGUGAUGUUAAGAAGUAUCAAUUGAAAUUGAUUCAUUUGUGUUGUUUUCCACUAAAUGUUCUGCUUUGAUUCCAUUUGCCUUUCUGUACUGAAUGUUUGCCAUACAGGGUACUGGUGUAUUCCAGGUUGCAGGCCUUGGGGUCAAGAUGGUCACGCACAUUUAUGGAUCUACUGAUUUUCAAGGUUAUAAAUAACUUGUCAAUAUAUAUAUUUUAAUGGGUUUUAUAACAAGCAUCUAUAUGACCAUAAAUCUGACAUAAAAUGUAAAGAUAAGAAAUACGAUGCAAUGUAGAGAGACUCAAAGCGAUAUAUUGUAUACAGGGAAGAAGAUAAGAGGGCAUUCAUUAUGUGUGCGUGAUUGUAUUCCCAAUGAAGUUUCUGGGUGGAACAUUAUAGCUUCCCCUAAGAUGCUAAUCCAUUAGCUAGAGAGCAUAAAAACACCCCUUAAACUCUUAUUUUCCCCAUGAGCUGUUUACAGCCUUUCACCUUCACCUCUGUUUCCCAGCUGCUGCUUUCUUAAUGAGGGACCAACAACGGCUUUCCCACAUCCACAUGCAUCUAACAACCUAGUGUGAGUCUUAGCCAGAGAAUGUACCACAUCGCUGUACGUUUCAGCUCUGAAUUUCAAAUUUAGGUCUGAACUUUCCUAAGUUGUGCUCAAAACUGACACAGCUCUCUUAAAAAAUGUACACCACUUUAGAUAAAGGCAUCUGUUAAGUAAUUAAAAUGUGAAUGUCAAUCUGUAGCCACCGCAGAAAUUAUACCGUUGGUCAGGUGUAGUAGUACUUCAUGUUCCUCGAAAAUAAGCAAGACAAACACGUUUCUGAGCUUAUUAGUUUCUGAGUCAGGAAUAAGUCUAAGAAUUGUGUGCUGUCUGUGACAGAAAUGAGAUUUUGUUUCCGUCUGCUACGUAUGCUGGAAAUGCACUUGGAAUCUAUGUAUGAUAUGCGCUGGAUACGGUAUUUGGGUAUUUCAAACUCAGUUGCAAUUUAUGCCUUGAGAUGUUUCGUCAGUGGGGUAAUGAACAUACAAAAUAGGUCAUAUAAAUAAUUCCCUUAUUGUGUAGUUCAGUCUGUUUCAUACAUGCCACUGCGUGUCUGUUGUGUGGCUUUGCGUAAAUGUUGGGUCUCUGAAGUUCUUAAGAGGUUUUAUGAGACAUUUGUAUGAGGCCUCUGUGAAUUCUGUAGUGUUUUUUUUUUGCUUCAGCAAUCUUUUAUUCUCUUUAUUAAGUUUCUGUAAGAGGGAUCUUUAAUGUUCUCUGAAUAUUACAUGAACUCAUUAAUGUAUGGGAUGCUAAUUACCAGAAACAAUCUCAAUGAAUAUUUAGGGAUUAGCAUUAAAAUAUUGAAUAAAGUCUGUUUAAUUUCU
Molecule: messenger RNA, 8364 nt
Organism: Brienomyrus brachyistius
Lineage: Eukaryota; Metazoa; Chordata; Actinopteri; Osteoglossiformes; Mormyridae
Gene: mst1rb
Product: macrophage stimulating 1 receptor b
Exons: 21
Coding region: 212-4336 (1374 amino acids)
Biological process (GO): nervous system development; positive regulation of kinase activity; phagocytosis
Cellular component (GO): signaling receptor complex; membrane
Molecular function (GO): transmembrane receptor protein tyrosine kinase activity; ATP binding; protein binding
Source: RefSeq, a predicted model, not a curated record